Messenger RNA from Penicillium vulpinum, 1035 nucleotides. Its product is annotated as checkpoint protein HUS1 family protein. Bases 1 to 1035 code for a protein of 344 amino acids. Gene Ontology annotation, cellular component: site of double-strand break; nucleolus; checkpoint clamp complex. NCBI's taxonomy places the organism in Eukaryota, Fungi, Ascomycota, Eurotiomycetes, Eurotiales, Aspergillaceae. The record is from RefSeq and is a predicted model, not a curated record. The transcript is spliced from 3 exons. Gene Ontology annotation, biological process: double-strand break repair via homologous recombination; mitotic intra-S DNA damage checkpoint signaling; mitotic DNA replication checkpoint signaling.
AUGCGGUUCCGAACACAAUUAACAGACAGCAGGACCUUCUCCACGUCACUAUCCUCGCUAGGCAAGGUAUGUUGGAUGCGCCUGGAGUACGAGGUGAUCCGUUUUACCAUCAUACCCGACCAAGGCACACAAGUUUGGGCAUCAAUACCAGUGGCAACCAUUUUCGAUGACACAACCUACGAGUUAGAAUCAAAUUCCGACGCUAUCAAUAUCGAAGUCAACAUCAGCGUUCUAAACCGAGCCCUACGUUCCGCCUGGGGCUCAACGCAUACACAGCUCCGCCUAACUAAAAAAGACAAAACCCCACUGUUGGCACUAACAGUCCUGGCAUCAGAAUGGACAGACGGAAACAUGGCAUUAGCCACCAACAAGGACGCAGAUGGCUUUGGCGGCAACCCAAACACACCAGCUCCAGCCGACACGACAGGCGAUCGAGGACCACGCGAGCGCCAGACAUGGAUCACGCAAGAAAUACCAAUUAAGAUCCUUCACGAGUCAACGGUCGAAGGCCUGCAUGAGCCGCACUGCCCAGACCCCGAAGUACACAUCAUUCUACCCAAUCUGGCGCAGUUGAAGAGUAUCUCUGACCGCUUCACGAAACUCGCGUCCACAGAUAGCAAAGGCCGACAACCGGGCGUGAUGGCGCCCGAUGCGCCGGGGAUGCACUCUGUUUCUUUUAGCGGACCGGGCACCAACGCAGCUGCCACUGCACUGUCCACCAACUCGUCUCCCAAGCUUGAAUUAUCUGCUAAUAUGCAUGGCUCGCUACGACUGGCUAUUGCUACGGAUGAGCUGCGCAUCGCAAGUGUCUGGUCUGAUCUCGUGAACCCACCGUUGGACCCUGCGCAGAUGAGCGAGGAGCAGAUGAGCCAGCUUCCCAGUGAGCUUAAUCGGAGGCGAGAGGUGAGUGAGGGAUUUGAGUCCGGUUGGGCUAAGGUGCGGAUUGAUGGAAAGGAUUGGAGUCGGGUUCUCAGUAUUGGGAGACUGAGUCCCAAGGUUGUUGCCUGUAAGUCUCUUCGAUGGUUGAUACCUUGA